Parnassius mnemosyne (clouded apollo) is the source of this 3517-nucleotide messenger RNA. Lineage: Eukaryota; Metazoa; Arthropoda; Insecta; Lepidoptera; Papilionidae. The record is from the annotation of a GenBank genome assembly.
AGGUCGUUCGGGUCGUUCGCGAACUACCCAAGACCCACAAAUUAUAAAGUUGUACCAAGACCAAGACUAAAAGAGUAUAAUAUAUAGAAAAUUAAUUCUACUCAUUGCAUAUUAGUUUGUGAUUAAAGUUGUUGGAAAUAGAAAUGACCUAUUUUAGUGAAAUUUGUAGAAUUUGUUUAUGCGAUAAUCUACGCAUGUAUGUACUAAAGAAGACUGGUCUCGAAAAUUUGUACAAAACAUUGACGAAUAGUUUUAUGGAUGAAGACGAGGAACCCAUAAUUGUCUGUUUCAACUGUCAUGCAAGACUCAUUCGUUGCAGAACAUUACAACAACAGGCUAUUGAGUCAAAAGCAGUUCUGAAGCAGUUGCUUGCAGGAGGGUCCAUGUCAAUACCAAAUCAUCAUGAGGCUAGAGAUAAGAUUCAAUUCACACCAAUUAGUCAUAUAGAUAUCAGGCCAGUAGAGUGUGAUCUAGAUAAUGAUUGUCAGAACGAAAUGUUUAGCCUUGAAUCUGUUAAAGUUGAAGAAGAGAAUUUAGAAAAUGAGAAUUCCAAAUUUGAAGAAAAUGGGAAUCAUGAAAUAGAGAGUGCCGAAAAACAAGAAGAUUUGGAGAUUGAUGCUUUUGAAGAUAGACAUACGGAUUUGGAUGACGACUUGCCGCUAAUUGCAUUUGGUUCAAAGAGUAAAAAAGAUGACGAUGACAUAGAAACUUCUGAGAAGAAGAUUAAAUCAAAUUCUACUGAUUGUAACAUAAACGAUGUUCGUGAAGAAGACCUCGAUUUUGAAGGCCCUACUAUUAAAUCAAACCCUAAAGUAAAAAUAGAUAAUCAACCAAUUAAUAAAAAAGGAAAGCAUCCUGCAAAGAUUAUGAAAACGAAAAUUUUGAAACAAAAGAGUGUAAAUAUACUUAAGAAAAAAACAUUUGGGACAUCAAGUAAAUACAUUUUUGAAUGUGAUGGUUGUAGUAAAAAAUUUUCAACAAAAGACAUUCUCGUCAAACACAUUUCAUACAGUCAUAAGACGCAAAAGAACUCAGACACCACUGCAUUUCGGACACAAGUAGAACAAACUCCAAUACUACAACUAACAGAAAUAUUUAAUUGUGAUAUUUGUGAAUUUAAAACAUCUCAUAAAUGUCGCAUUUUGGCACAUCUUAAGGCGCACGUCGCUAAACAAAUGUACUGUUGUAAUAAUUGUGAAUAUAAAUGUAUUAGAAAAAAUAAGUUGCAAACCCAUAUGAAAAUACAUACCGGAGAAAAACCUUUUUCGUGUAAUGUCUGUGAAUAUAGAUGUAGUACAAAAAGUUAUUUGCAAACACAUAUGAAAAUACACACCGGUGAAAAACCUUUUUCUUGUAAUAUCUGUGAAUAUAGAUGUAUUACAAAAAGAGAUUUGCAAACCCAUAUGAAAAUACACACCGGUGAAAAACCUUUUUCGUGUAAUAUCUGUGAAUAUAGAUGUAUUACAAAAACUAAUUUGCAAACCCAUAAGAAAAUACACACCGGUGAAAAACCUUUUUCGUGUAAUAUCUGUGAAUAUAGAUGUAUUUUAAAAAGUUCUUUGCGAACACAUAUGAAAAUACACACCGGUGAAAAACCUUUUUCGUGUAAUAUCUGUGAAUAUAGAUGUAUUACAAAAAUAAAUUUCCAAAGACAUAUGAAAAUACACACUGGUGAAAAACCUUUUUCGUGUAAUAUCUGUGAAUAUAGAUGUAUUACAAAGAGUCGUUUGCAAACCCAUAUGAAAAUACACACUGGAGAAAAACCGUUUUCGUGUAAUAUCUGUGAACAUAGAUAUAUUACAAAGAGUCGUUUGCAAACACAUAUGAAAAUACACACCGGUGAAAAACCUUUCUCGUGUAAUAUCUGUGAAUAUAGUUUUAUCACAAAAUAUAAUUUGCAAAGACAUUUAAAAACACACACUGGCGCUAAACCUUUUUCGUGAGCUAUCUGGUUAAAUAUGUACAAUAUUGUGUAAACGUUUUUUAUAUAAAUAUGUGUGUACCAAAUAAAAAUCAAUUUGUGUGAAUUUGUGAUGUAAUUAUAUGACGAGUAGAAAAACCUUUCCGUGCCGUAUGUGCGAAUUGAAACUGCAUUUAUUCUGAAGAAGUUAAUUCAAAACCUAAUUCAAUAUAUUGUACAACCGAAUUCAAUAUAAAUUAUUAAGAAUAAUUCAAAAACUAUUGGUCGGACAGUUAUAUGGGGCUACAUGUGAAGCACCAGCUUUCAAAUAAAAACGGAUUUAUUGAAUUCGGUUCAUGCAGAAAAAGUUAAGAGGUAAUACAGUCGAAUGAAUACCUCCUACAACUUUACCCAGCUUAUAUAUAUUGGAGAUGUGUAAAUUUGUUCAAAAAAAUAAGCAAUUUUAUACAAAACGUGAAGAUUUACCAUGCAAAUACACGUUACGACACAAAAAUAAAUUAGUAUUGCCAACUUCCCGAUUAAAACUAAACAGUUCUAGCACAUUAAAUUCUUCCAUAAAAUUAUAUAAUAAACUACCUGACAUAUUAAAAAAUUAAAAUAAUGACAUCAUAUUUACAAAAAAAUUAAAAUAGUACCUAACUAAUAAAUGUUACUAUAGUACUAAUGAAUAUUUUACAAAUAUGUAAUACUUAUAUAGGUUUUACAAAAUGAUCACUAAUUUAAAUUGAAUUCUAUCUCAAUAAACCACAAUGACAUUCUUAUAAGUAGUUAAAUAGGCUUCCUCUCUCCUAUAGGUCGGCCGUUCAGAGAAUGCGUUCCUGACACCCAUAGGGGGUCAACUCACUAUGGAGCCGAUGCAAACUUUGGGCAAAAUAAGCGAAACAGAGACAGCGCUAUACGCAAGACAGAGAAAUCGCUAUUGAACCAUGUUACGCAUUGUAUUUCAAUUACAGUUUAGGAACUUUUAUUUUUGCUUUUUAAUAUCUUUGUCGCCUGCCCAUUAAAAAUUAUCUUUACUUAUCUUAUAAAUUAUAAACUAUAUAUUUUAUAAUAUACAUAACAAAUAAAAGUUGUUUAAUCCAUGAAAGUAUAAAUUAAAUUAUACGUUCCGAUUAUUUUUAUGUCCGAUUGAAAUGAUUACUCUGUGCAACAAGCUCUGUAGCCGAAAAUAUAAAUGUAUCUAUGAUUGUUGUGAAAUAAAAACGUAAACUAGGUUAAUAUAUUUUACAUAUUCAUAAAAUUAAGAAAAUAACAAGUUUCAAAGUACAUUUUACAUCAAUUAGAUAUUAUUUUAAACGAGAAUGUUUCAAAUUAAAUGGAGUUAGUUUUGUUUAACUUUUCUAAGCCAAAUUCAAAACUGAUGUCGAUUUAGUAUAUUUCGUAGAAAAAUAACUUAAGUGUGGUGUUACUAGCCAGUGAAUAUUUAAUUUAUGGUGAUUUAUCAGAGUUGUAUUACUUAAUGAAGAUGUUUAACGAAUAAUAAUGGAUUACUGAAAACGGUGUGUUCUAAGAUGCGUCUAUAAUCAUCUUAAAUUGAGUGCCCAAGUUUAUUUCUGUGUCUAUAUUACUAGUCAUUAAUAUAUUUAAAUCUCUAUG